UGGCAAAGCCUUUAGUCAGUCCUCACAUCUUACAAGGCAUCAGCGAGGUCAUACUGCGGAGAAGCCAUAUAAAUGUAGAGAAUGUGGCAAAGCCUUUACCAGGUCCUCAUCCCUUAUCAUCAGAGAGUUCAUACUGGAGAGAAGCCUUAUAAAUGUACAGAAUGUGGUAAAUCCUUCGUCAGCUCCUCAGCAAUUGCUAAGCAUCAGAGAAUACAUACUGGAGUGAAGCCGUACAAUUGUAGAGUAUGUGGCAAAGCUUUUAGUGAUUUCUCCUCUCUUAAUAGACAUCAGAGAUUUCAUACAGGAAAGAAACCUUAUAAAUGUAGAGAAUGUGACAAAGCCUUCACCUGUUCCUCAUCCCUUACUUCACAUCAGAGCUUUCACACGGGAGAGAAGCCAUAUAAAUGUAGAGAAUGUGGCAAAUCCUUUGGCUGCUCCUUACCCCUUACUAGACAUGAGAGAAUUCAUUCUGGAGAGAAGCCAUAUAAAUGUAAAGAAUGUGGCAGAGCCUUUAUCACAUCCUCAUCCCUUAUUUAUCAUCAGACAGUUCACACCAGAGAGAAGCCUUAUAAAUGUAAAGAAUGUGGCAAAGCCUUUACCAGGUCCUCAUCUCUUACUUGUCAUCAGAGAGUUCAUACUGGAGAGAAGCCUUAUAAAUGUACAAAAUGUAGCAAAUCCUUUGUCAGCUCCUCAGCCCUUACUAAACAUCAGAGAAUACAUAUUGGAGUGAAGUCUUACAUAUGUGUGUAGUGUCAUAAGUCCUUGACCAGCAGUGAGAAUUUACUGAAUAUCAGAGAAUUCAUGCUGGAAAGAAGCUUUAUGAAUGUGAAAAAUUUAAAAAAGCUUUUAAAAGCCAU
Molecule: messenger RNA, 857 nt
Organism: Myotis davidii
Lineage: Eukaryota; Metazoa; Chordata; Mammalia; Chiroptera; Vespertilionidae
Product: zinc finger protein 345-like
Exons: 1
Coding region: 82-750 (222 amino acids)
Biological process (GO): regulation of transcription by RNA polymerase II
Molecular function (GO): DNA-binding transcription factor activity, RNA polymerase II-specific; RNA polymerase II cis-regulatory region sequence-specific DNA binding
Source: RefSeq, a predicted model, not a curated record